AUGAAUCGGAAAGUUGAACCCGUCCCAAUAAAACGCUACUAUCGUCGUGAAUUAGAGUCGGACAACGAGGAGAAAAUCUCGUCGAAAUCCUCUUCGGAGUCGGACAAUGAAUCUAAAGGAGGUCGUUCUUCAUUUGCUGAUAAUGACGACCAACAAAGAAGAUACCAACAUGACGACAAUGACGGGGGUAAGAGAACAGCCUCUUCUUCGGGCAAUCGAUAUUCGAAUUCCGCUAACGCUCACCACAGCACAUCCUCCUCCAAAGAUUCUCAUGGAAAAUCAUCUGCUCCAUCUAAGCUAACUCCACAGGAGAUUUUGAAGCGAAGAAUGCAAGCUCAGUUGAAUAAGACAAUGAGUGCCGAGAAAAAAGCGGAAUCAGAGCGACUCGAACAGCAAGAACGUGAACGAAUGGCUCGUGAGGAAGGUCUGCGUAAACAGGCGCAACAAAUGCGUCAACGAGAAAUUGGGAAGCGUUUGGCCGAACGGGGACUCCAACAUCCAUUCACUAGUUCUUAUCGACGUCGUUCUUUCUCUUCUUCGUCUUCCAGGUCAUCCAGUCGUUCACCGAGGUCCCCGAAUGUUCCAUCGGCCAUCCGGCGUGGUUCUUCACCUCCAUCACCCUUCAAUUUAGAAAUGAGUCUAGGUGGACCCUCUAGAGCUCGUCUGCGUCGUUCUCCCUCACCUUUUCGUCGUCGGGAUUAUCAGAGUCGGUAUGGUGUUAAGGGUCCACGCAGACAGCCUUGA
This is a messenger RNA of Rodentolepis nana, 744 nucleotides long. NCBI's taxonomy places the organism in Eukaryota, Metazoa, Platyhelminthes, Cestoda, Cyclophyllidea, Hymenolepididae. The record is from the annotation of a GenBank genome assembly.